This is a messenger RNA of Fundulus heteroclitus (mummichog), 1934 nucleotides long. RefSeq names its product target of Myb protein 1. Gene Ontology annotation, biological process: signal transduction. Gene Ontology annotation, cellular component: membrane; endosome. Lineage: Eukaryota; Metazoa; Chordata; Actinopteri; Cyprinodontiformes; Fundulidae. The coding region runs from base 130 to 1620 and encodes 496 amino acids. The record is from RefSeq and is a predicted model, not a curated record. Gene Ontology annotation, molecular function: clathrin binding; ubiquitin binding; phosphatidylinositol binding. The transcript has 15 exons.
AGCUCUGCUGCAGACAGCGGCUGCCUCUGAAAGCGAUAGGAAACGCCGCGGUCAGCGCAGCAGCCCAACAAGUCCUCCGACCUGUUUACAGUUAUUUUCACGGCGAGCAGCCGGCCGCAGUUUCCCAGGAUGUUUUCUCUCGGGGAGACCAUGGAGUUCCUCCUCGGAAACCCCUUUUCAACGCCCGUCGGACAGAGAGUCGAACGAGCGACCAGCGGCUCUCUGCAGUCGGAGGACUGGGGACUCAACUUGGAGAUAUGUGACAUCAUCAAUGAGACGGAUGAGGGGCCCAGAGACGCCGUCAAAGCCAUUAAGAAAAGAAUCGUAGGAAACAAGAACUUCAGAGAGAUCAUGUUGGCUCUCACUGUUCUUGAGACCUGCGUAAAGAACUGCGGCCAUCGCUUCCAUGUUCUGGUGGCCUCACAGGAGUUUGUGGAAGGCGUUCUGGUCCGUUCCAUUUUGCCCAGAUAUAACCCCCCCACAGCGCUUCAGGACCGCGUGCUCAGCCUCAUACAGUCGUGGGCUGACGCAUUUCGCAGCUCUCCCUCCCUGGUGGGGGUGGUGCAUGUGUACGAUGACCUAAGGCGACGGGGUUUGGAGUUUCCUAUGACGGACCUGGACGCGCUCUCCCCCAUCCACACACCAAAUAGGAGUACCCCGGAGAACGAGACACCUCAGGUGACCUCCGUCGCUGCUCCCACACGUCUCUCACAGGAACAAGUUCCUGCCACCGUUCCCAGUCAGAAUGGCUCGUCUCCAGUCCAAGUCAGCAGUGGACCAGUCCCCCUCACUCCAGAACAGGAACAGAAGCUGCGAAGUGAGCUGGCCCUGGUUAAAGGAAACCUCUCAGUAAUGUCACAAAUGCUAAACGAGCUAAUACCUGGACAGAGCACAGCAGAUGAUGCAGAGCUGCUACAGCAGCUGUUUUCUGUGUGUAAGAAGAUGCAGAGUCGUGUGGUUGAACUGAUCCCACAGCUGGUGGAUGAAGGGUUUAUGGAGGAGCUGCUCGUGGUUAACGACGACCUCAACAACGCCUUCAUUCGCUAUGAGAGGUUUGAACGGCUGAACAAGGCUCAAAGUGCAAAUACGCAACAGGUGUCAGCAAGGAGUCCAAAUCUCCUCGACGUCAGCCCCGACCCGUCCGACAACAAACAGCCCGCUACGAUCCCAGCAACCAGCCAACCAGCCGUCAGCAUUCAGACCAAUCACCAGCUGUCAGCCAAUCACAAACAAGAAGACGAGUUUGACAUGUUUGCUCAGACCAGAGGCAGCUCUUUGGCUGAACAGAGGAAAAGCGUCAAGUACGAAGAUCCUGAAACUGUGGAAGGCCUUGCCGAAGCUCUGGACUCGAGGCUGCAGGUCACAGCAGGGAUGGUGCCAGAAAAACCCACUCAGCAGAACGACAUUGACAAAUGGUUAUCUUCUGAUCUGCAGGAAGGACAGUCCUCGGUUUGCGAAGGAGUCUCCAGUGAAGAGUUUGACAAGUUCCUGGACGAUCGGGCCAAGGCGGCAGACCACAGCAACCUCUCCAUCCACAACGUGCCGUCGUCCGUGCCCAGACCGCAGCCGCAGCCCGCCAAGCAACAAGAUCCGACGCACGACCAGCUUUUCGCUCUUUAAAAGAAAACCUGACGAAUGGGUUCAGGUCAACAACGUGAUACGUGAAUGUACACAAAACAAAACGAGCUGCUGCGUACUCAACUCAUUUCAUGCAGUAAAUGCUUUAUUUCCUUUUAAAUCAGCCGUUUUAUGUACAUACAGCUUAAUGUAACUUUAUUUAAACUUUAAUGUUAUUGUGAACAAAAAAAAUAAACGUAUGCUGUAUAGUUAAGUAAUUGCCCUUGCUGAUGUAUAAAAUCUGUUUGAUGAUGUGCCUUCAACCUGGAGACUUGAUUUAAUGGGAACAAAAAAUAAAUGAUGAUCUAUUUCCAAAA